ACCACAAUCGCUGAGAAAUGCUACACGAAGACCUUUCUUCAAAAUCUCAGUAAUCAUUUUCUCAAUUACUUCCUUCAUCUCCAAUUUCUUCAAAGAAAAUGGGCAGCGAAAUUCUGCAGCUUCACAUCUUCUUCUUCCCUUUCAUGGCUCAUGGCCACAUGAUACCAACUGUGGACAUGGCAAAGCUGUUCGCCUUGCACGGUGUCAAGACAACCAUCGUCACCACUCCUCUCAAUGCUCCUUUCUUCUCCAAAACAAUUGAAAGGAGCAAGAAUUCUGGUGUUGAUGUGGAUAUCAAAAUCAUCAAGUUCCCUUCUGCUCAAGUUGGAUUACCGGAAGGAUUUGAGAGCCUGGAGCCAUCCAAAGGAAUGGGGAUGGAUGUGAUAAGCAAAUUUUUCUUGGCAACAUCUUUGCUCCAAGAACCCCUUGAGCAGCUGCUUCAAGAAUUCAAACCGGAUUGCUUGGUUGCUGAUAUGUUCUUCCCUUGGGCUACUGAUGCUGCGAAGAAGUUUGAAAUUCCCAGGUUGGUGUUUCAUGGAACUAGCUUCUUUUCAUUGUGCGUAACAGAGUGUUUGAGACAAUAUGAGCCGCACAAGAAAGUUGAGUCAGAUGAUGAACCAUUUGUGGUGCCAAAUCUUCCUGGUGACAUUGAGUUGACGAGGAAGAAGCUACCAGACUUCAUGAUGCAGGAAAUUGAAACCGACUUCACCAAGAUGUUGAAAGCAUCCAGAGAAUCAGAGAUGAAAACCAACGGGGUGGUUGUUAACAGUUUUUAUGAAUUGGAGGCGAGUUAUGCUGAUUUUUAUAGGAAUUUUUUGGGAAGAAAGGCAUGGCACAUUGGCCCUGUUUCGCUCUGCAACAGGAGAAUUGAAGAUAAAGCAGAGAGGGGGAAGAAAGCAUCCAUUGAUGAACACGAGUGCUUGAAGUGGCUUGAUUCAAAAAAACCCAAUUCGGUGGUUUACGUUUGUUUUGGAAGUACGGUCAACUUCACUUCAGCCCAAUUGAAGGAGAUUGCAAUGGGGCUCGAAGAUUCAGGACAAGAGUUCAUUUGGGUGGUUAGGUUAGACAAAGGCAAUGAAGAAGAGGAAUGGUUACCCGAAGGGUUCGAGGAGAGAACGAAAGGGAAAGGCUUGAUAAUAAGAGGAUGGGCGCCACAGGUGCUGAUUCUGGAGCAUCCUGCAGUUGGAGGAUUUGUGACUCAUUGUGGGUGGAAUUCAACUUUGGAAGGUGUGUCUGCUGGCGUACCAAUGGUCACAUGGCCGAUCGCGGCAGAGCAAUUCUACAAUGAGAAGCUGGUGACUGAUGUUCUUAAGAUUGGAGUUUCUGUUGGGGUUAAGCGGUGGGUGAGGGUGGUGGGUGAUUUCGUGAACAGAGAUGCAGUAGGCAAAGUGGUGAAGGUAAUAAUGGUGGGAGAGAAAGCAGAGGAAAUGAGAAGUAGGGCAAAGGCACUUGGAGAAAUGGCAAAAAGGGCAGUUGAGAAAGAUGGUUCUUCUUACUCGGAUUUGAAUGCUUUGAUUCAGGAAUUGAGUCAGCGUCGUGGUCGUUGAACUAGGAAGAAAAAUAUCAACAGAAUUUAAUGGUUGUAGUCAUGAAGAUAUCGCAAAUGCUUUAAUUCGAGAACCAUGUCAAACAUGUAUUUUCUGUAACACACACAAAAACUUUAAUCGUCUAUGGUUUAACAAAUGUCAAACAUGUACUUUCUGUUGCGUGAUGUGCUCAUUCUCACGUUAGCGAGAAAGCAAGUUUAUGAUUGAUGUAAUAGAGUGACAAUAACAACCGUUACUAAUAACUUAAUUUGUAAUUUUUUUUCUUCAAAGAAGAUCAUUUAAUUAAUUGGGUGCAUGCGGUGGGCUAUUUAGAUAAGGGUAAUGCAUUGGUGGGGAGUGCAGGUGGUAUUGUCAAGGGAUAUACCAGCUGUUACGGGGAAGCUUGGCCGUAUUGGCAUUAAUUUAUUUUGUGGUUUUAGCGUGUGUGGGCGUAGAGAAAUUCAGUACUGUUUUGACAUUAAAGUAGAAGUGGGAGACAGCUCUUGGUUCUUAUUCAGAUCAAGACUUUUUCCUUGGGACUAAAGUUGUGUUUUUACUUUUCAAGAAUGGCGAUUUGAACCAAUUAAAGACUUUGUGCUACAUCAAUUAUGGACUACCGUAAGAAUCUGAAAGCUCUUCGCAAGAUUUCUACUGCCACUUUAUGACCAGCAACGAAAUGAGCAAGGGGAAUAGGAAACAACCUUGAGGACCCAAUUCCACGUGGUUUCGAGUUGCAUUUUUUAGUUCUUUAUGUGUUUAUUUGUUCUGUGGAAUUUUUUGAGUUCUGGUGCUUUAAGGUUUGGGGGAUUGGAAGCUUUUAUGUAUGCGCACCCAGUGCUCGAUGUAAUGCCCAAGAGAGGCGCAUUGUUUUGUUUGUGACAUAUUCUGGGUUUCCAUUUGCUAGACUUGGAAAUUAUCCUGAUUUAUUUCAGUUGUAAUUGGGGAGCUGUGUACAUGAGGUUGUAAUGGGUUGACGUAUCCUGUACCUUUUUACUAAAAGAUAUUUCUUUGC
Rubroshorea leprosula is the source of this 2538-nucleotide messenger RNA. Lineage: Eukaryota; Viridiplantae; Streptophyta; Magnoliopsida; Malvales; Dipterocarpaceae. The record is from the annotation of a GenBank genome assembly.